CGUUCACCCACGAGAAGAGCUCCGAUCGUCUAACAUCAUGUCCUCAGACGUCCAGCUGCGUGACCAAACGGACCCACUGCGCACCUGCGACCGGGAGAGCAGACACCCGCCGGUGGCCGGAGCGACUGAGAGCAGGUGUCAGAAGUGAUACGUCCUGCCUAAAGUGAACUGACUGACUACACCAGAGUCUGGACACCAUGGAUACAAUUAACUUCACCUUCUGGAAUGCCUCUGAGGCCAACGAGACCAUGGAGACGGUGGACGAGAGUCCAUAUAAGACUGUGGAGGUGGUGUUCAUUGUACUCGUGGCCGGCUCACUUAGUCUGGUCACUGUGAUCGGGAACAUCUUAGUCAUGCUCUCCAUCAAGGUAAACAGGAGCCUGCAGACCGUCAACAACUACUUCCUGUUUAGCCUGGCCUGUGCUGACCUCAUCAUUGGCCUUUGCUCUAUGAACUUGUAUACAGUCUACAUUGUGAUUGGAUACUGGCCACUUGGCCCGGUCGUGUGUGACUUGUGGUUGGCGCUGGACUAUGUGGUGAGCAACGCCUCCGUCAUGAACCUGCUCAUCAUUAGCUUUGAUCGCUACUUUUGCGUCACCAAGCCGCUCAGCUACCCGGUGAAGAGGACGACGAAAAUGGCUGGCAUGAUGAUUGCGGCAGCUUGGGUGUUGUCUUUUAUCCUCUGGGCGCCAGCCAUCUUGUUCUGGCAGUUUAUUGUCGGUGGACGCACCGUGCCAGAAAGAGAGUGCUACAUUCAGUUCUUCUCCAACGCUGCGGUUACUUUCGGCACAGCUAUAGCUGCUUUCUACCUGCCCGUUAUUAUCAUGAUUGUGCUGUACUGGCAGAUAUCCUGUGCCAGCAAGAGCCGCGUCAAGAAAGAUAACCGCAAGCCAUCAGGCGGCAACCUUGGUGUAGCUUCGCCCAAUCAGACCCGUGAAAACUUGGCCAACAAACCCAACAAACCCAACAACAACAACGUAAAAGCUGAAGAAGCAGACCGAGGUCAGACCCAGAUAACAGAUGAUGCAGCCAACCAGCACAACACCAAACUUCAGAACGGCAAAGCGCCAUCCACAGCUAGCAGAGAAGUGGAAGGGGAAGGCGAAGAGGGAGCUCGAGGAAACUGCGUUCCUGCCGAGGAGAAAGAAAGCUCCAAUGACUCCACCUCUGGCAGUGGCGCCGUAACCAAUCAGAAAGAGGAGGCGGCGCCAUCUAGAGCCAACGACAGCCAAGGUCCCACAAGGCUUUGCGCCAAAGCUGGAGGUUCCAAACUUACGUGCAUCAAGAUCAACACCAAAUCGCCAAAAGGAGAUUGCUACGCUCCCUCGAACGCAACCGUGGAGAUCGUUCCGGCCGCCGAGAGGCAGAACCACGUGGCGAGGAAGAUCGUGAAGAUGACCAAGCAGCCGCCCAAGAAGAAAAAAGCGCCGGCCUCGCGGGAAAAGAAGGUGACGCGCACCAUCAUGGCCAUCCUGGUGGCGUUCGUGGCUACCUGGACGCCCUACAACGUGAUGGUCCUCAUCAACACCUUCUGCUCCAGCUGCAUUCCCAACACGGUGUGGACCAUCGGAUACUGGCUCUGUUACAUCAACAGCACCAUCAACCCCGCCUGCUACGCCCUCUGCAAUGUCACCUUCAAAAAGACCUUCAAACAACUGCUGCUCUGCCAGUACAAAAACAUACGCUCGACCCGAUGAACAUCACUAUAGUGUGGAUGUGUGCAUGCAUGUGUGCAUUGUUAUAAUUUUACUUGUGUUUUGAUGAUAACAGACGUGUGUGUAUACAUGUGAAAAGGGAGCAGGGGAAGUGACAGUAAAGGGGCGUUCACAUUGAGCACAUUCAUAUGCACGUUCUUACACUUACAAGGUCCCAUAAACGCCUUAAACUGUUUUACUUUAUUUGGGUCAUAAACGGUUUAAGCAACUAACGAUCGGGACACUAUUUACACGAUUUUGCAAAGGUGUAAACACCUUUUAGUUGUCUGCGAAUUGCAGUGCAUUUAAUUGUACUCCAUGACUAAUUAUUAAAUCAGAUUCCUACUCGACUGCAGUAUCUGCGCUCCUUCUGUUGUCCCGUAUGUUGCUACCCACAGCAAAAAGUUAAAGUCCUCUUAACGCUCACUCAUGUCGCCUCAAAUCGCCAACAAUAAAUGACUUCCGGUCGCUGCCGAUUGCUGUCAGUGUGAACGCCCCUUAAGUCAGUCGCAAUUCAAACAGAGAUUGGAAAGCGGAUUAUUGAACAGGCCCGCAUGGAAUCUGUGCCAGCUGAAGGGUCCAAAUUUAGUCAAAAAGUACAAAUCCUCCAUUUAUAAAAUGCUUUGCUCUCAGCUUCCAAUAAGACUGUGUUACUCUGAGCUCCAACCCACAAAUUGUCCCGUAAAAUCCAGAUUUCGUGCGGGCCUGAUAAUAAGUAUUUCUGGGUCUGAUA
Xyrauchen texanus (razorback sucker) is the source of this 2427-nucleotide messenger RNA. RefSeq names its product cholinergic receptor, muscarinic 2a (gene chrm2a). Gene Ontology annotation, molecular function: G protein-coupled acetylcholine receptor activity. Gene Ontology annotation, biological process: adenylate cyclase-activating adrenergic receptor signaling pathway; regulation of heart contraction. The transcript is spliced from 2 exons. Gene Ontology annotation, cellular component: plasma membrane. Lineage: Eukaryota; Metazoa; Chordata; Actinopteri; Cypriniformes; Catostomidae. The record is from RefSeq and is a predicted model, not a curated record. The coding region runs from base 198 to 1697 and encodes 499 amino acids.